Triticum dicoccoides is the source of this 642-nucleotide messenger RNA. RefSeq lists its product as uncharacterized. NCBI's taxonomy places the organism in Eukaryota, Viridiplantae, Streptophyta, Magnoliopsida, Poales, Poaceae. The transcript has a single exon. The coding region runs from base 1 to 558 and encodes 185 amino acids. The record is from RefSeq and is a predicted model, not a curated record.
AUGCUCAUCUUGUACCCGGUCUUCGGCCAGCCGCGGUCACCGGCGCGCCAGCGGGCUCUGGAGACGGAGACAACGACGGCCACCGCGCGCGUGCCGCUCGGGCGGCUUCUGCUCGUGGACGCGUUCCGAGCAGAAGCGGAGCAGCAGCAGCCGGACGGCGGGGACAAGCGGGCAAAGACGUGCUACUGUUCGUGGUGCCCCGGGUCGCCGGCUGCGGUGGCAGCGUCAGCGUCAUCCCCGGCGCGCUGCCGGAAGAGCAGCUCCACGGGGUCGGUCCUCCGGUGGAGCCAGCGGCUCCUCGGCCGGAGCCACAGCGACGGCAAGGAGAAGUUCGUCUUCUUGGACGCGAGCCCCUCCCGCUCCAGGCGCAAGGGGGUCAGGGGCGGCGGCCCCGAGGGUGCCGGUGGCGUCGGCGGCCACGCGCACGUCUGGAGCUCCUACGCGCACAAGGGCGGUGGCAACGAUGGGCGCCGGAGGUCGUUCCUCCCGUACAGGCAGGACCUCGUCGGGCUCUUCGCCAACGCCACCGCGUUCCGGCGGACCUACCACCCCUUCUGACGCAUCCACGUACUGGAUCCGUAGAGCAUUUGAUCUGCAUGCAUGCUGUUGUUUGAGUUUGUACUUUGCUUGUUUGCUUAUCAU